AGGUGAACAGAACCUCAACAAACUUGCAGUUCUCGAAAAAUGUAGCCAAGAUUCUGAUGGAGGAGAUGGCUCUUUCUUGUUGAAUCAGAAAUGGAGAAGACCCAUCUAAAGUUCCAGACUAUUCUUAAGACCUUAUUUAUACCUUCCAUGGAAACCACUGAACUCAUCACAAAAAACUUUAAACAUUCUUCAUACAUAAGAUUAAGAGAUGGCUGAGCAAAACAGAGUGGUGCUUUAUGGAAUGUGGGCUAGCCCUUAUGCCAAGAGAAUCCAACUCGCUCUUAAAAUCAAAGGCAUCCCUUUUCAAUAUGUGGAAGAAGAUCUCCCGAACAAGAGCCCAGAUCUUCUCAAAUUCAAUCCUGUUUACAAGAAAGUUCCCGUACUCGUCCAUAAUGGAAGAUCCAUUUGCGAAUCAGCUCUAAUUUUGGAGUACAUAGAGGAAGUUUGGAACAACAAUGGCCCUUCUCUUCUACCUCAAGAUCCUUACAAACGAUCCCAGAUUCGAUUCUGGGCUGAUUACCUUCAGAAACAGGUGUUCGAGGGUUUGUUUUUAUUAAUUAAAACAGAAGGGGAAGCACAAGAGAAAGCCAUUGAAGAUGUGAAAGAGAAGCUGAAAGUUCUUGAAGAACAGGGGUUGAAGAAUUUAUUGGCAGAGGGAAGUACAUUUGUGAAUGGAGAUGAACUUGGAUAUUUGGACAUAGUUAUGUUUACAGUGCUUGGAAUGUACAAGGUUCAUGAAGAGUUUUUUGGAGUGAAAAUUGUGGAGGAAGAGAAGAUCCCAGUUGUGUUCUCAUGGUUGAAUAGAUUGAUAGAACAUCCAAUUGCAAAGGAGGUUACUCCUCCCAAAGAAAAGGUUUUGGGGUUUCUUCACUUCAUUAGACAAAAAUUGCUACGCUCACAGGCUGCUGCUUAACGCUCUUCUCAUGUGUACUACUACAACAUAAAUAAACUUUAAUUUUGUCUCUAAAGUUAUUGUAUUGUGUGUUUUACUCUAUGGUUUUCAUUAAUAAGAUUUGAUAUGUUUUCUUCUUUAA
Molecule: messenger RNA, 1034 nt
Organism: Cucumis sativus (cucumber)
Lineage: Eukaryota; Viridiplantae; Streptophyta; Magnoliopsida; Cucurbitales; Cucurbitaceae
Product: glutathione S-transferase U9
Exons: 2
Coding region: 209-913 (234 amino acids)
Biological process (GO): glutathione metabolic process
Cellular component (GO): cytoplasm
Molecular function (GO): glutathione transferase activity
Source: RefSeq, a predicted model, not a curated record